AUGAACGUGAGGAACGUGAACAUGAUGCAGAAAACCCAGUUCCACUUCACGCCACAGCAGCAGCAACAGCAGCAGCAGAAUGCCCAGGUCAACUUCGUGGCACAGCAGUUGCAACAGCAGCAGAAUGCCCAGGUCAACUUCGCGGCACAGCAACAGCAGCAGAAUGCCCAGGUCAACUUCGUGGCACAGCAGUUGCAACAGCAGCAAAAUGCCCAGGUCAACUCCGUGACACAGCAGUUGCAACAGCUGCAGAAUGACCAGGUCAACCUCAUGCGGAUGCAGCAGCAGCAACAGCAGCGGCUGCUGCAGCAGCAGCAGCAGCAGCAGAGUGGGGGCUUCAGCCUUGCUCAGCUGAUGUCGAUGAUGUCGCGGAAGGUCGAAUUCGAAGAAAGACCCACAGCGGAUCUGCUGCAAUACGCGAUGCCCCAGUCGCUCCUCGGGCCGCAGACCGAGGAGCCUCCUUCAGCACCUGCCGAGCUCCCCGUCGCAUCGCUGCAGAAGCUCCGGCAAGGGGAUCGCGCAGCUGUUGAAACAGCCCUGGACGGCCUGAGAAGCCGCGGCUUCGUUUGGGUGAAUUUCGAGGAGGCGGAUGCCUUGAGUCAGGCCGCGGCAGCCGCACUGCCAGCUGCAGGAGCCUUCCUAGCGGAAGCUGGGGCGUCCGGCAGGCCUCAUGCCAUGCAAGGGCAUUUCAGUGCGGCCCAGAAAGACGGCCUCCGCUUCGUGACUGGUGCCUGGCUAGACCGCACGACGGGCCUGGAGUCGGUGCAGGCUGAGACGCAGGCACAGCUGAAGAACCUGGCAACGCAGUUUGAUCGUGCGCAGCUUGAUAUCGUGGCAGCCUUGGGCCCCACGAUGCUGAGAGGCAUGUACCGAGAGAAGCUCUCAAACAGCGAGGUCGUGGAAAAAGUUGGGGAGAUCUUCGACAUCCCCUUGCUGCAGCCCGCGCAGCAAGGGAUGACUCCGUAUGGGCUGCUGGACGUCGUGCGCUACAGGAUGGGGGCUGAGAGUCCUGAAGAAGUCGUCGCUGCACACGCCGAUCCCGGGCUUUUUAUCCUGAGCUUGCCCUGUGCCUCCCCGGGCCUGGAGCUCCGGGACGAGUCCAUGGGUUGGCGCUCGCCCCCGGCUGGCCUUGGCGUCCUCUGGGCCGGGGAAGCGGCCGUCGGGCCGUCGCGUAUGCUGAAGACUGGCAUUCACCGCGUCCGCGCGACGCCUGACAGGUCCCCACGCCUGUCGGCAUGGCAUGAGCUUUGCACACGAGCCCAGCUGUGUCCUCCCAUGUUCCAAGCCCUGGAAGAGAACGGGAUGGAGUUGCGGUUGGGGGACCUGCGCGGAACAGAUGCAGUGCUGAGGCAGCUGCAGGCCGCGGAGGACCACCGCAACCGGCUCCUGGAAGCCCAGCUGGUGCAGCGCCGCGGCGUGCCUGUUGGCAAGUCCGGCGUCCGCGUUGUGGAGGAGUACGUGCCAAUCCGGAGUGACGACCUGACCAGUGACAUGAGCCGCUUUAUGCAUUUCAAGACGAACGUCUUUCUGCAGGGACCGCCACCACCUGGUAUGGUCGAGAUCGUGAGGAAGCAGGGCGGGGCGAUGGAGAUCGAUGGUUAA
This is a messenger RNA of Symbiodinium natans, 1602 nucleotides long. NCBI's taxonomy places the organism in Eukaryota, Dinophyceae, Suessiales, Symbiodiniaceae. The record is from the annotation of a GenBank genome assembly.